Topomyia yanbarensis is the source of this 2354-nucleotide messenger RNA. RefSeq names its product serine protease grass-like. Gene Ontology annotation, biological process: proteolysis. The coding region runs from base 309 to 2297 and encodes 662 amino acids. Gene Ontology annotation, molecular function: serine-type endopeptidase activity. NCBI's taxonomy places the organism in Eukaryota, Metazoa, Arthropoda, Insecta, Diptera, Culicidae. The record is from RefSeq and is a predicted model, not a curated record. The transcript is spliced from 5 exons.
CGCAGACAGUACGUCUGACUUCGAAAAGAAGGAAAAAAACAAAAUCAAAAAGUACCUAAAUAAAUAUAAAACAAGUUUCAUGUUGUUUUGAAGUAUCGCACAGGGGCAGGGUAAACCCCAGCUUAAUCUAUACUGAUUUGUGACCAUGCUAGAGCAUUGUACACAUUAUUUAGUGCUUCGUCUCAACUCAAUCCAGAUUUUUUUUACGAUCGUCGCAUUUACUUCAACGGUGAUCUGCUUCGCCAAAUGAGUCUAGUCUUCAUUCGAUCGUCCUGGAAUAAACAGUUUUAAAGUAGCUUCGUGCCGCCAUGGCUUGGACGUUAUCAGUUUUUAUUAGUGUUGUAGUAAUUCUGAGUAGUGACUCAGGUAGUUGUCAUAAUCAUUCCUGUCGCCUCCCAGGACCACAAAGAUCUGUCGGAAGAUGCGUUCCUGUGAAUAAUUGUCCAGCUACCUUCGCCAACCUUGUGUCGUUACAGUUCGAACCGAAUGCAGCGUUCGAACGGUAUCUUGAGGAAAUAACUUGCGAUAACGGACCAUAUGGGAACAUCCAUGUCUGCUGCGGAGAGGAGUACCAAAAUGGACAGCGAGUUAAUGCUCGUCGGAAACCUCAGGCCCGCCGUUCUUGCCGUUCUUUUCGUCAAAGACCAGGAAACUGUGUCCCAAUCGAAACGUGCCCUUCGAUCUACAAUUGUAGCAUUGAACUGCAACGAAAUUAUAACCCAACAUUGCAUCUUCAUCUAACGCAGAGCUUUUGCUACCAGGAAAAGGGUAAAACUUUUGUUUGUUGCGAUGAUGAUCAGGAUAUGGACUUGAAACCGGUGAAGAAGCUGGGAUGGCAAAGUUGUGAAACUCCUUUUCUCGAUGCGGGCAAAUGCGUGCCGCCAAGUCGAUGUGGUCUGAUCGAAAAUAGCGAUGAAGUGCCGGAUCUGUACGAAGCGUUUAUGGUGGGUUGCGAACAGCCAAACGGUGUGCGUCAUAUGUGUUGCCCAAAAAAGGAGAUUCAGUAUGAUACAGAGUUCGGAAAACAGUGCACCACACAGACCGGAAAGGCCGGACAUUGCGUUGAAUCGGAACGAUGUGAUGAUUUUCUAAAGACUACUGAUCGACAAGAAUAUGUGAGGAGUAAUUGGUGCUACACGAGUUUGGAGCAAGUGGAUUAUGUGUGCUGUAUGCAGAAAAAAAUCUUGAAAGCUCCAGAAAAACCAAUUGAAAUUGGUAGCCGUGCUGGAGAAGAUGCACCUACAUGUUCAACACCGGACAGUACCCCAGGACAAUGUGUGGCUCUUUCGCAGUGUACACCAAUAGUAACCAUCCUAAAAGAAGCUUCAGCCGCCAAAAAAGCACUCACUGCAGCACAAGCCGCGUUCCUGAGGAGCAGCAUUUGUACGCCCGCCACUACUUCGUCCACCUCGUAUUACGUUUGCUGCGAUGAAGUCUCGCUACAAACUGUUACGACGCCUGCUCCUGUGGCUACCACACCAACUGUGACAGUGUCCAGUGAUAUCGCCAAUCAUCCGAAUCUAAAAUUACUAGAUCGUGUCAACUGUGGUAAAGCGACUCUAGACGACAAAAUAUCAUUUGGAGAGCGGGCACCAAUGUAUCAGUAUCCUUGGAUGGCCAUGCUGAUCUACCGCUCAGCCAGCGGACAGGAAGGUCCCGAAUGUGGUGGAACCGUUAUUAAUUCUCGUUAUGUAUUAACAGCUGCUCAUUGCAUUGAUGGCCAGAUCGAGCGCUUGGUGUACGUUCGAUUGGGUGAAUACGACACACGUACAGACCCUGACUGCGAUGAGUACAUGGACUGCGCCCCACCAUUCACGCGCUACACGGUUGAAGAGUAUAUGUACCAUCCGAAUUUUUCCCGGAUGAUUCGCUCCGGUAAUGACAUUGGCCUUCUUCGAUUAAGUCGAAGCAUUGAUUUCAACAACAACGGCAUCACUCCAAUUUGUCUUCCCUAUACAAACAAUCUUGGUCGUUUUGAUCCUAGUUUAUAUUGGAUCACCGGUUGGGGAUUGACGGAGCGGUUGGAAAAUAGUCCGAUUCUACUGCAGGCCAGAAUUCCCUCGGUUGCUUGCAGUUUAAGUACGCAUUCGAUUUGUGCUGGCUUUGGCAACGGAACGCUUCACUGCCGAGGUGAUUCGGGAGGGCCAAUGCAGGUACAGGUCCCAGAUAUCCGGUUCCGAUAUGUCCAGUACGGUAUCAUAUCCGCCGGACCGGGAUGCGGGGUUACUGGUGCUCCGGGUGUUAGCACGCGUGUGUCAUUCUUUAUGCGAUGGGUUUUGGACAAUAUUCGUGAGUGAAACGAUUAAUCAAUGGAUAUGCAAAUAGACGGGCCAUAUGAUAGGCAAGAAAAUUAA